This is a messenger RNA of Apus apus (common swift), 6748 nucleotides long. It is a transcript of the gene MGAT3, whose product is annotated as beta-1,4-mannosyl-glycoprotein 4-beta-N-acetylglucosaminyltransferase. Gene Ontology annotation, cellular component: membrane. Gene Ontology annotation, molecular function: beta-1,4-mannosylglycoprotein 4-beta-N-acetylglucosaminyltransferase activity. The transcript has 2 exons. The record is from RefSeq and is a predicted model, not a curated record. Gene Ontology annotation, biological process: N-acetylglucosamine metabolic process; protein N-linked glycosylation. NCBI's taxonomy places the organism in Eukaryota, Metazoa, Chordata, Aves, Apodiformes, Apodidae. The coding region runs from base 85 to 1593 and encodes 502 amino acids.
GGGGGUCGGCGGGCAGGCCGGGGGCGAGCGGCAGCCUCGCCCCGCCGGGGGCCCGGCGGGCACCGACGCUGCGCCGGCCGGGGGAUGAAGAUGAGACGCCAUAAGCUCUUUCUGACUCUCUGCAUGGCUGGUCUCUGCCUCAUCUCCUUCUUGCAUUUCCUCAAGGCCCUUUCCUAUGUCACCUUCCCCCGGGAGCUGGCUUCGCUUAGUCCCAACCUUGUCUCCAGCUUCUUCUGGAACAAUGCCCCCGUCACACCUCAGGUCAGCCCUGAGCCAGGGGGUGCCGAGCUCCUCCGCACGCCCCUGUACUCCCACUCCCCUUUGCUCCAGCCCCUGCCUCCCAGCAGAGCUAGCGAAGACCUGCACAAAGUCGAGUUCGUGCUGCCGGAAGACACGACAGAAUAUUUUGUCCGUACCAAAGCCGGCGGUGUUUGCUUUAAACCAGGCACCAGGGUGUUGGAGAAGCCACCCGUGGCAGGGCGGCUGGAGGAGCGAGCGGAUGGCACGGCCUCGGGGCGGCCGGCCCGCAAGCCGCUGAGCGCCCUCGGGACCAAACGGCGCAAGUGGGUGGAGUGCGUGUGCUUGCCGGGCUGGCACGGCCCCAGCUGCGGGGUCCCCACUGUGGUCCAGUACUCCAACCUGCCCACCAAGGACCGCCUCGUGCCGCGGGAGGUCCCUCGGCGGGUCAUCAACGCUAUCAAUGUCAACCACGAGUUUGACCUGCUGGAUGUCCGCUUCCACGAGCUGGGAGACGUGGUGGAUGCCUUCGUGGUGUGCGAGUCAAACUUCACGGCCUAUGGCGAGCCCCGGCCCCUCAAGUUCCGUGAGAUGCUCCUCAAUGGCUCUUUCGACUACAUCCGCCACAAGGUGCUCUACGUCUUCCUGGAUCACUUUCCCCCAGGUGGCCGCCAGGACGGCUGGAUUGCUGACGAUUACCUGCGCACCUUUCUCACCCGGGAUGGCAUCUCUCGCCUCCGCAACAUGCGCCCGGAUGAUGUCUUCAUCAUUGAUGAUGCUGAUGAGAUCCCAGCCCGUGAUGGCGUGCUCUUCCUCAAGCUCUACGAUGGCUGGACGGAGCCCUUCGCCUUUCACAUGCGCAAGUCACUCUACGGUUUCUUCUGGAAGCAACCAGGCACCUUGGAGGUGGUCUCAGGCUGCACCAUGGGGAUGCUCCAGGCUGUCUAUGCUACUGAUGGGAUCCGUCUGCGGCGCCGUGAGUACUACACCAUGCCUGGCUUUCGGCAGUAUGAGAACAGUACAGGACACAUCCUGGUGCAGUGGUCACUGGGCAGCCCCCUCCACUUUGCUGGCUGGCACUGCUCCUGGUGUUUCACCCCAGAGGGGAUCUACUUCAAACUGGUGUCAGCCCAGAACGGGGACUUCCCCCGCUGGGGUGACUAUGAGGAUAAACGAGACCUCAAUUAUAUCCGGGAGCUGAUCCGGACUGGUGGCUGGUUUGAUGGUACUACGCAGGAGUACCCACCCGCUGACCCCAAGGAGCAGAUGUAUGCUCCCAAGUACCUGCUCAAGAACUACCAGCGGUUCCGCUACUUGUUGGAGAACCCCUACCAAAAAGUGGAGGGUGCUGGGUGAGGCCACUGGGGCUUGCGUGGGAAAUCAGAACUUCACAUCAAAGGGAAAGAGGCAGGUGUUUCAUCUGUUCCUUUUUUUUGUUGUUUGUUUGUUUUCUUUGGUUCUGGGUAGGAUGUGCCAUUUCUCUGGGGUCUCUGCCCUUCUUUCUCCUCUUCUCUUCAUCCCAGGGUGGUGCCUGUGGACACGACUUUUUCAAUCAAGUGAAGGGAGGCCUGGGCCAGAGGAGAAGAGACAUAGGGAACCUACCCUGGGAGUAGCAUAAAGAUUUCCCUGCAUCUCCCAGACCUCUCCUGCUGGCUGGAGACAAUCUCUGCAGCCAGCUGGCGGGUUUUCCUCCAGGGGAGGCUGGGAGUGUCCCAUGGGGAGAGAGGGCAGCUGUUCCCAUCCACCCUUAUCCUUUGUGGGUCGGAGCAAGCACAGAUGCGAGCCUCGGCUGUUCAGUGAGCGUGUGAGUCAGCAGGCACAAACCGAGGCGGGUGGUCACGUGUGCAGAUGUGUGUCACAGGCAUUUUUUGGAUGAGUGAAUGUGCAAAAGCAUCUCAGUAUGCAUUUAUUUUUUGUAUACCUCUGUUUUCAAAGAGUGUUUUGGGGAAGGGAAAUCUUUUGCUUCCAAGAUGUUCCCCCCAAGAUGCAGCCUCCUCCCGCAGGCUCAGGGCAUCUGUCCUGGUCUGUAUCUUGCCCUGAUGCUCUACCAAUCCUGGAGCAGGCAGGUGGGAAGCAGAGGAGAAAGCUGAUUUUUAGUUGUGUUUUUUUUACCUCCUUUUUCACCCCUGCCCCCACAACACUGCACUGGCUUGGCUCACAGAAGCUGAACCGUUUUUCCUGCAGAAUGUGCUUCUUUUGGGGCUGGGAUAAGCUGCAGGGGACUUAAUCAGGUGGUGGGAGUGUAUGUUUACAAGUGCAUGGUUUCCUAUGUGCAUGAGUGCUAACAUGCAUGGUUUUGAUGCACGUGGGUGUUUGUUGCCAGUACUGGGGAGGAAGGGGACAUAGUUGGGCUUGGGUGUGUGUGCUUGCAGGAAAUGGUGGGAUCUAGAAACUGUGAUUUCUGUCUUGGCAUGGAUGACAUUUUUGGGGAAUUCAUAGGAUAGGGCCAGGGAGAGCAUUAGCUCUGCGUAGCAGUGCUACACAUGUGGGACUGUUGCCUGCCUCUCUGGCUGCCUCUGCAACCCUGCAGGUUGUGCCUGUUGCAGGGCUGCUGCAUACAUGUGCUGGCUAUUCCUUUUUGACGUGGGGUAAAAGGAAGAGGACUGGUGGUGUGGGGAAACACAAAGCCUGUCAAAAUACAGGAGCCAUUUUCCUGCUCUUAAAGUGAGAUAGAGCUCGUAGGGAAAGGGGCUGUGGGAAGACUGUGGCUGUUCUGGGAUGGUUAUGCAACACGUAGAGCAUGUGCAGCCUGGGCCAUGCAGACAAGACCACACAGAAGAGGGGAUCUUGCAGGACACUGGUUGCAGCUGGUUGGGCCAGGGUCUGCUCGGAGUUUGACAGUAAUGGGUAGUCAGGGUCUGCCCUGUCGUUGGGUUGGAUUGAUUAAUCUCAUUGAGAAGGCAGAUCCAGGUCUCCACCCUUACCACCCUUCCUUAGCAGAUGGCUUGACGGGGUGCCCAGAGCCAGGGCUGUAGUGAGCAAAGGGUAAAAAACAUGAACUUGCUCAGUUAGCCUUGCAGUGGAAAGACCGGCUCACAUUCCAAGCAAAGAAAUGAGGAUAAUGUGGAUGAGGAAGAGGAAAAUACAGGCAUAAGGAAGAGUGCCCCUGACAUCAGGCUAGCUGGGCUGGAAUGGGAGAAUUUCCAUUGCCGUUAACUCACUCCAUCAGGGCUUCAUAUUCCUGUGUUGUCCAGCCCAUUCCCACCCUCGGGCUUCACUCCUAUCUGUAUAUGUCUCUUUGUCCUUUCUAUUCCUCUCUCUGGAGAAGUGAGAAACUUUAAGAAAAACAUAUUUGCCUAAUAAGACUGAGGCUGGAACAGAAUGAAGAUUAGUAUCUUUGAUCAAACUGAGAUGGAGUUCCUCUUAGCUCCUUCCACAUUUCAUGUGCAAUCAUUCCUGCUUAGAAGAACUGAAGGAUCCUCUUGUUGGUUGUCUUGGUUGUUUUUUAAAUCACUCUUCUUGUUUCUGCUGUGUCUUUCUCACAGGUGGAAAAGCAUCUCUGGGAAAUGAAUGGAGGGAAAAGCUGUGGUAGACAGAAUGCUCUUCCCCCAAAGGGAAGCUGUGGCUCUUAAAAUUCCAGACUUGCUGAUACUACAAGGAGUCUUGUCACAGUCAUGGAGUCCUUGUGCUAAGUGGCUGUGUCUUGGGCAUAGAGGGAUUAUAGAGAAAUGGGGACCCAGCUGAGAAAGGAGGAGCCUGUGUUGAGUAGGAUGAGAGCAGUAGCACCUAGGCUGCGGCUCAAGGGGAAUGUACUUUCCCCACGGGCCGCCAGAGAGCAGGUGUUACCUUGUGGGAUUCAGUGGCAAGAAAGUAUGGAAAGAACAAGCUAUUUUUCAUGUUUACUCUUGAAUGGGAAUCUGCUCUCAGACCUUUGGUGUUGCCUUAUCUCAGUGACAACAACCCAAGCCCAGUGCUAGGCCUUGCUGGAGAUAGGAGAGAAACAGAAAUCAGUCUUUGUGUGGGUGCUUUGGCAGCACCAGAGCCCCUUGAAGCUGGGAUUAAAGUGUUUGUGGAGGCUGCACCUUGAUAUCUCCUACAGUGGGAGGAGCUGCUCCCCUGGUACCAGCCCUUCCUGUACAUGGGUGUCUUUGGGCACUUUUAAUGCUCUGCAAGUCACAUUUUCAUUGCUAAGGUAUGACCCUUGUCCCUUGGGGCUUUCUGAUGAGCCCACAGCUGCAAUAUCUGGAUCUCCUAGUCCUGAAGUACAGCUUGUUGCUUUUUCUCCCCUCUCGUCCAUUUUUAGCUCCAUCGUUCUCUGCCUCUCUCUCCAAAUUGCUUCUUCCUUCUGCCCCCUCGAGAAGAGCAGUGCUGGGGCUCUUCUGCAGGACUCUGGCCCUGACCUCCUCCUGAAAUUACUUCCUUCCCUAAUUCUUAGGAAAUUAAAUUUGCAACAGACUUCUGUUGUGGUGGGAGGAAGGGACUUUACAGAUGAAAUGCAUUCUCUUUUUUUUUUUCUUAAGAAUCGUUUCAACAUUCUCUGAUUUAAGGCCAAACCAGUCAGUGUUUCUGUCUCACUCUGUGUUUGGUAUCCUUAGGGAGUGUUUGUCAUUAAAAAUCUUCCCUCUUGUGCCUGGAGGGGACUUUGCACAGUGAUCUCCCAAGGUGGUGGCUUGUGCCCUCUGCCCAGCCUUGCCUGACAGCCACCCUCCUAGUCAACCUCCACAAGAGGAAACCCAAAGGCAUGUGGGUGUGUGGGUUGGUGAGAGAGGCAAAGGGAGAGGCAGAUAUGCAUCAGAUCCUUAUUUUCCAGUGCUGAACUAAUUGAGGCGAGUGUUGAGGCUCCUUGGUCUGAAGUAGAACUUGACUGAACUAGGUGCUGAGAUUUGAGAAGGUAAGGACUAAUAAACCCUGUCCUGCCUCUGGGCUGGAACUGGGAUCAGACCACCAGAGCCAGCUGUGUCUGUUGGUUGUUGCAGCCAUGAGCAGUGAGGCCAUGUGCCUGCUGUGUCUCUGGGAGCAAAACUGGUGGAGGGAGGGAUAGCACCACCAGCCUUUUCCUGCAGGCCCCCCUCACAUCUGUGGGGUUUUUUUCCCCAAAACCUUUCCACCUUCAAAUUAAUUGGUGCAAAGGAGGGUCAGGUAGUAGGUGAAGCAGUGUGUGGCAUCCCCAAGCCCUGCUCUUUCUCUCUCUGCCUAUCUCUGUUCUUGCCUUUCUUUGUACUUCCUGCCUGAAAAAGGGAUUGUGUGCCUAUGCGUGGCUUUGGAGUGGGGAUCUCAUCUUCUUCUUUCACCCCAUGUGAAGGGAAGGAUGUAAGCUUUGGGGGACCUGCAUCAGGUGAGCUUGCUAAAGCAGAGGGAACAGGGCAGGUCAACUAUCUCUGUCCCUCUGGAGGACUGAGGGUAAUUCUGUACCCAAGUGACACUUAGUAAAGAUGAGGUGGUUUUGUGCCUGUGUGGUUGGUAUGAAGGAUGACACACUCGAGUCUGCUCUUGCUGUUGCUUCCUCUGAUCCCUGUGUCCUGCUGAGGUGUUUGCUGUUGUGCAGCUCAGGCCAGCCUGCUACUCGUGUCUGUGUGGCAGGUAAAUGAGGGCACUUUGUGGCCUCCAGGUAAUGUAUAAAUUGGGGUGGGGGAGAGUGUCAGUGCAGAACGGGUAUUUGUUCCCCUCCACCCUCCUUGAUGUAUCCUCAUGGGAUGCUAGUGUCUUUUUUCCCUCCCAAAUAUUCCCCAGACUCUGUCCCUGUCUCCUCACUCCUGCCAGCAAUCUCUGCAGCUGCUAUGCCUCUGCACUGUGAAGACGUGUGUCCAGGGUCAGUCCUGGUCCAAUUAGUGAACACUGGUGGUGAAGAGGGAAGGGAUGGCUCAUCCUGGCUUCACUGACCUCAAACUUUGGUGAGAAAGGAGGGAAGUGAGUGGGAAAAUGGAUCCUAAACCCUUACAUCGUUGUGUUCUCCCCACCUGCUCCCCCUGAAAAAAUCCCUCCCUUCUGAUUUCUGAGACAUUGGACAAACUCACCCUUAUUAUGGGAAGAGAGGAGGAGCUGGAGGUAAGGGAAUGGCAGGAGGGGCUUGGACCCAGCACCAACAAAGGAGAGCUGUUUCCAAUGCAGUACACUGACAAAGUGUUGGGGACUACAGAUAAUGCAUUAAGAAGGGAUCCGAAAUACUCUUGAGACUAAGAAUUCAAACCACUGUUUUUUCCUUCCUGUGUGGAUGAUGAUGCAGUAUCAUCCUGGAGAUGGUCCAGCAGCACUUCCAAGCCUGGGGUCUACCUGGACCUACUGCUGGUGUCGCCUCUGGGGUGGCCCCAGAAAAACCUGCUUUGGCAAAAGAAUGCCUGGACUUGCCAAAAAUAGAAGAAGAAGAAGAAAAAAAAUGUGUCUGCAAAGCUCCUUUCCACUCUGUAAUUUAUAAACAGCAAAUAAUAAUGAACUUUUUGUAAGGAUAAAUCAAAUGUACAUUCUGAAAUCAUUUUCUCUGUAAAUGGUUGGAUUUCAUUUCACCCUUAAAGGGAUGCUUAAAAGGAGGAGAUAAUAAUAAAAAUUAAAAAAAUUUACAAAGUAUGAAUGGAAA